AACGAGCCCGACAGCGUCUUCCGGCGGGAGCUGUGUUGCUCCUUACCAUGGGGACAAUUCAUCUCUUUCGGAAACCACAAAGAUCUUUUUUUGGCAAGUUAUUGCAGGAAUUUAGAAUUGUAGCAUCUGACCGAAGGUCCUGGAAAUUACUGCUCUUUGGUGCAAUAAACUUGUUAUGUACUGGCUUCCUGCUUAUGUGGUGCAGUUCUACUAAUAGUAUAGCUUUAACUGCCUAUACUUACCUGACCAUUUUUGAUCUUUUUAGUUUAAUGACAUGUUUAAUAAGUUACUGGGUAACUAUGAAAAAACCUAGCCCUGUCUAUUCAUUUGGGUUUGAAAGAUUAGAAGUACUGGCUGUAUUUGCCUCCACAGUCUUGGCACAGUUGGGAGCUCUCUUUAUAUUAAAAGAAAGUGCAGAACGCUUUUUGGAGCAGCCAGAGAUACACACGGGAAGAUUACUAGUCGGUACUUUCGUGGCUCUUUCUUUCAACCUGUUCACGAUGCUUUCUAUUCGGAAUAAACCUUUUGCUUAUGUCUCUGAAGCUGCUAGUACGAGUUGGCUUCAAGAGCACGUUGCAGAUCUUAGUCGAAGCUUGUGUGGAAUUAUUCCAGGACUUAGCAGUAUCUUCCUUCCCCGAAUGAAUCCAUUUGUUUUGAUUGAUCUUGCUGGAGCAUUUGCUCUGUGUAUUACAUAUAUGUUAAUUGAAAUUAAUAAUUAUUUUGCUGUAGACACUGCCUCUGCAAUAGCCAUUGCCCUGAUGACAUUUGGCACUAUGUAUCCCAUGAGUGUGUACAGUGGGAAAGUACUACUCCAGACAACACCACCCCAUGUUAUUGGUCAAUUGGACAAACUUAUCAGAGAGGUAUCUACCUUGGAUGGAGUUUUAGAAGUCCGAAAUGAACAUUUUUGGACCCUAGGUUUCGGUUCAUUGGCUGGAUCGGUGCAUGUAAGAAUUCGACGAGAUGCAAAUGAACAAAUGGUUCUUGCUCAUGUGACCAACAGGCUCUGCACUCUGGUGUCUACUCUGACUGUUCAAAUUUUCAAGGAUGAUUGGAAUAGGCCUGCCUUACUGUCUGGGCCUGUUGCAGCCAACGUCCUAAACUUUUCAGAUCAUCACAUAAUCCCAAUGCCUCUUUUAAAGGGUACAGAUGAUUUGAACCCUGUCACAUCAACUCCAGCUAAACCUAGUAGUCCACCUCCAGAAUUUUCAUUUAACACCCCUGGAAAAAAUGUGAGCCCACUUAUUCUUCUAAACACACAAACAAGGCCUUAUGGUUUAGGUCUUAAUCAUGGACCUUAUAGCAGCAUGCUUAAUCAAGGACUUGGAGUUCCAGGAAUUGGAGCAACCCAAGGAUUCAGGACUGGUUUUACAAACAUACCAAGUAGAUAUGGAACUAAUAAUAGAAUUGGGCAACCAAGACCAUAGUGUACUCUAACUUAGUUUUAUGAGGAAUAUUGAUUCCUUGGUUUCUAGUUUAUUUAGUAAUCCAAUUUUGCAUUGACUGUUCAGUCUUUUACUCUAAAUGUUAUGGAAUACUAGGCUUGUUCACAUUUCAUGAAACUUAUGAAACUAUAUUUUUGUAAAAUGUAUUUGUGGCACUGAGAUUCUUGUAAAUGUUUUAGGCUUUAAAUAGCCUUCCUUUAAAAAAUAUGUUUCUCUAAAUUUGAGUUUUGCUCUCUUUGGUUUUUUAGUUGACUGCAGUGUGAUGUGACCUUACCUUUAAAAGAGAGCCACCAAAUGGAGUGGAUCUGUCACAUUACUAAGAAUAGAAUAUUUUCUUAGGUGAAAUUUAUAAACAUGCCUCUUGAACAAUACACAUUCGAGGGAAGGAAAAAAAUAUCCAUUCGAAAAGUAAAAGUCUCUUUUAUAGCUUUUUCAAACUUAAUUGCUACAUUUUUCUUUGAGGGCCUCCUGAAUGAUGUCUUGCAAAGUAAAAGCAAAAAUUUUUAUCAGAAAUGUUGGAACAUAUUCUACUAU
This is a messenger RNA of Cynocephalus volans (Philippine flying lemur), 1979 nucleotides long. RefSeq names its product solute carrier family 30 member 6 (gene SLC30A6). The transcript is spliced from 14 exons. Gene Ontology annotation, cellular component: membrane; Golgi apparatus. Gene Ontology annotation, biological process: transmembrane transport; zinc ion transport. The record is from RefSeq and is a predicted model, not a curated record. Gene Ontology annotation, molecular function: monoatomic cation transmembrane transporter activity. Bases 48 to 1427 code for a protein of 459 amino acids. Lineage: Eukaryota; Metazoa; Chordata; Mammalia; Dermoptera; Cynocephalidae.